Molecule: messenger RNA, 1701 nt
Organism: Dracunculus medinensis (Guinea worm)
Lineage: Eukaryota; Metazoa; Nematoda; Chromadorea; Rhabditida; Dracunculidae
Source: the annotation of a GenBank genome assembly
AUGAUCGAACAUAAAUCUUCGAAGCAAAUGAAUGGUUCAUUAAUGAACAUGGAUUUGCCGUGCAGUUCAAAAUGUGAUGUUGCAAAGAUGGAACAUUUAUCAUCUGAGGAGGGCAUUAUAAUUGAUUUAACAAAUGAUAAUGAUAAUGAUCAGAGUUCGUCAUCAAGUAUAGCAUCUCCAAAGAAUGAGGAAAUUAGGGAUGACUUAUCGAAUAUUGGUGAAUUUUCGGAAAAAAUAGAUGAAAUUGAUGAUGGAGAGUUAGAAGCUGACGACAUAUCGAAUGUUGUAAGGCAGUAUAGUAUGGAUUGUGAUUUUGGCCGAUAUAUUUCUCAACCUGGCACAGCGGAUUGCAUUGAAUUAAGAAGUAUGCUGGCGAAAGCAGUUCAGCUGGAAAAAUUUGAACGAGAAGUGAAAAAGAUAAAAUCACAUUUAACGGGUGUCGGCGAAUUUUUAAUGAUGAUCUCGAGGAUAGGAACUGAAAAUGGUUCAACGAGAGAGAGAAUUACAUUGGACCGUUUUGGGCGUAAGGUCGAGAAUACCGUAUAUAAAAGGAAUUGGUCCUAUCAUCCUGAAAUAGUGCGUACUAUAGCCGCUGUUGAUUCCACCACUUUUUCUAUUCGAUUACAAGAUGGUGUUCUUUUAAGUGAACUUCCACCUCCUCCACCUCAUCCAAAAAAUCCUGAUGAUAUUCGGAAAUUGGUUCGUUCAAAAAUGGUUCGUUGUAAAAAAUGUAGAAGUCGAUUUAUUGAGAAGAAUUUGUAUGAACGACAUCUCCGUGAUAAGCAUUCUACGGAAUAUAUUGCUUAUCUUAUUCAACAAGAGGAAGAAAUUGCUGAGCAGAGGAUGGCUGAAUUAGAAGCGAACCGAAUUGAGGAAAUCGCAUCUGGUGGUUACAUACCUCCUGAAUCCGAAAUUGUUGCGGAAGGAUACGAUAUCGAAGUAGAAAAAAUACCGUUGCCGGGAGAAUUGAGUGGUGGUGUUCCAGCUCGGUUUGAUAAAAAUGGUUUUCUUCGGCAGCCUAAACGCUCGUAUAAAAAAAAGGUUUCGCCCCAGUGUCUUUUUUGCGACAAACGUUUCCGUAAUGAAGUAUCCUUGAAAAAACAUUUAGUGAAGAAACAUCCGGAUGCUGUUGAAUUUAUACAGUGUCUUCGAUGCUUUAAGGCUGUCAAAUCAAAAAAAGAUUGGGAAACUCACGAUUGUGACUUGACAUUUAUGUGUUUUGAAUGUAUACCACUGCGUAAUCUAUGUACUCAGCAGAGGCUUCUCAAUCAUAGAGCAAAAUUUCAUAGAGGCACCAACUCAGGAUUCAAAUGUAAUAUGUGUAGCUUGAAGUUUUUAACGCCACGCAAACUUCGUAAACACAAGAAGAUGUCACAUGUUUUUACGAAAACUUAUCCAUGUCAUUUCUGUGACGAAAUUUUCACAAGUGAAUGUUCGGUAACAACGCAUGAGAGAAUCCAUACUGGUAUAAUAAAAUUCGAAUGUCGUAUUUGUGAUUAUAAGUGUAAUCGGUACACUUGGAUGGAAGAACAUCAAAAGGAAGAACAUGGAUAUAUUUGCUCAGUAUGCCAGCACAAAUGUGCUGAAUGGAGUUCGUUAAAAGAUCACACUCUCAUGGAGCAUGGCGGUUAUCUAACCAGUGAGUCAAACGCAGGAAUUCGUUCAGUUUGGUUUAAAGGUUUGGAUAGCUUAUUGUUUUAA